UUCUAAAUCCUUUCAUCAAUCAAUAUUUAGAGGAUUUUUACUCUCUUGAAGGUGAUGUGUGAUGCUUCACUAGCUAUGAUAUGACCUUGUGACAUUUCAAUUCUACCGGCAUCAUUAAUCCAAGGAGAUAAGCAACGGAAGCACCGCCGUGUAUUAUUUCAACUCAUUCUCCCCGGCCGCCGUCAUGGACCGUUUUUCCGGCGGCAAAACUAUUACUAUAGCUCUAAUAAUAUGCGUGGUCGUCGCCGGCGGCGGCGGAGUAGAGGGGAAGCUGGUAAACGGGACGGGCGGAACCGGCGGGUGUGAUAUUUUCAAAGGGAGUUGGGUUUAUGAUGAAUCUUACCCUCUCUAUGAUACAUCUCUUUGCCCCUUCAUACAGAAACAGUUCAAUUGUCUACCCAACGGAAGAGAAGAUAUAAACUAUACCAAAUAUAGAUGGCAGCCCAGCAACUGCAAUAUCUCUAGGUUUGAUGGUAAAGAUUUUCUAAUGAGAUUAAAGGGCAAAAAGGUGAUGUUUGUAGGAGACUCACUGUGCAACAACCAGUGGCAAUCUCUCACAUGUCUGCUCCAUGUAGCAGACCCAAACUCCAAUUAUACAUUGCAAAGAUUUGGGGAAGUCUCUAAUUUCACAUUCCCAGAUUACAACCUGUCUGUGUUAUACCACCGGCGCAUGUACAUUGUUGACCUGGAGAACAGAAUCUUGAAGUUAGACACUAUAAGCAGGAACACACGGUGGAAGGAGAUGGACGCGAUCAUCUUCGACACAUGGCAUUGGUGGUUUCACGUUGGCAAGAAACAAGCAUGGGAUUUUGUGGAGGAUGGAAAUGUGACAUACAGAGAUGGAGACCGGUUGGUUUUGUAUACGAAAGCACUUGAGACUUGGGCGAGAUGGGUUGAUUUGGAGGUGGACACGACAAAGACCAAAGUCUUCUUCCAAGGAGUUUCUCCUGACCACUGGCAAGAUAUUAGGGGUUCGAAACCGAGGACAUGUGAAGGGGCAAUAAAGCCAAGCAAUGCUGACAAAAGUGCACAACCAGGAGAAGUGGUGCUGAAGGAGGUUAUAAAAAACAUGUCCAAACCAGUCUACCUGCUGGACAUUACUAGGUUGUCUCAGUACAGGCCAGAUGGCCACCCGGCUGCUUAUGGAAUCGGAGGACACAUCAGUCCUGAUUGUACUCACUGGUGUCUGCCCGGAGUCCCAGAUACGUGGAAUCAACUCUUGUAUAAUGCCAUCACUACUACUACAACAACUACAACUAAAUCGCAUAUUCGCAGCCUUUCUAGUCGGCCAUUUUGUUCCUUAUUCUUCUCUGCUUUGUCUUCAUCAUUAUUGUUCUUGUUGUGGUUUUAGACCUGAUCCUAUGAUCUCAACAAACAAACUACAGAAAUAUCAAAGUUUAAAGCGUAUACAAUUCAAAGAAUCUGGGAUAGUCCUACAAUAGUAUUGUUGUGACAUGUCACUGUUUCCUACUUCUGUGUUCUAGUGGGUAAUUUC
Messenger RNA from Cuscuta campestris, 1495 nucleotides. Lineage: Eukaryota; Viridiplantae; Streptophyta; Magnoliopsida; Solanales; Convolvulaceae. The record is from the annotation of a GenBank genome assembly.